UAUUUUGAACGCAGCCUAGCUGCGCUGACACGUCUCGCGCAAAGCACGAUGACACGUCAACCAACCACGUACACACACACACACACACACACACACACACACACACACACACACACACGUGUCUAUUUUAUACAUAUGUAUUUUUUAAAAUUGUAUUUUGUUUCAAAUGUAACCUCUUCUUGUCGUUAAUCUCGCGCGAAAUGCCGUUUGUCACAUCACGUACGUCAAAAUUUCUGGAGCUGUUUCCGGAGUUUCGGAGUCACUCCAAAAUGAUUUUCUUAAACAUUAAAUGUCGAGAUAAGUUACAUAGAACUUAAGUAUUUAAACAAGAUAAAAUUACAUCAUGUCGAAGAAGAUUAUUUGCCUAUUUGAUGUGGAUGGCACACUCACUGAACCACGACAGCCAAUUAGCCCUAGCAUUGAAAAGUUUCUCUUAGAAACUGUAAAAAAGGAGUUCGAUAUCGCGGUAGUCGGAGGUUCUGAUUUAAACAAGCUUCAAGAACAAUUAGGCGAUAGAAAUCUGUUUGAAAAGUAUAAAUAUGUCUUCGCGGAAAAUGGCCUUAUCGCUUUCAAAAAUGGCAAAGCUUUGCCCUCCCAAUCGAUCCAGGAUAUACUUGGAGAGGAUGUUCUGCAAGAUUUUAUAAAUUUCGUCUUGCGAUACAUAUCCGAGUUGAAGCUGCCAUUUAAGCGUGGAACAUUUAUAGAAUUCCGUACGGGCAUGAUGAACGUUACGCCAGUGGGACGAAAUUGCAGCAAAAAGGAACGUGAACAAUUUAAUGAAUACGACAAUGAACAUCAUAUUCGUGAGAAAUUCAUACAAGCUCUUAAAAAAGAAUUUCCUGAUUUGGGUCUGACUUACAGUAUUGGGGGACAAAUUUCUUUCGAUGUUUUCCCUAUUGGUUGGGAUAAAACGUAUUGCUUGCGUCAUAUUCAGGGAUAUGACGAGAUACAUUUCUUUGGCGACAAAACGGCCGAGGGUGGUAAUGAUCACGAGAUUUAUGAGAGCGAUCUGACAGUAGGACACCGUGUCACUUGUCCUAAGGACACCAUCAACCAAUUGAACAUCCUUCUGACACUCGUAAAGGAAAAUAGGGAGAAAGAACAGCUUAGUGUUCCACUGCAAUGUGUCUAAUAGUAAAGGGGCCUAAGAACAAAAUAUUUUUCUAGGUCAAGAUAAAUUUGCAUUUUUAGCCAUUCUAUAUGCCUCCAAUUAUUGUAUAAUAGAUUCUUUUUUUUACCAAUUAUGUUACAUUCCUAAUAAUGAAGAAAAUUACAAGAAAAUUAUAGUCCUUAAUUCUCAUACUUUCAAGCAG
Molecule: messenger RNA, 1313 nt
Organism: Solenopsis invicta (red fire ant)
Lineage: Eukaryota; Metazoa; Arthropoda; Insecta; Hymenoptera; Formicidae
Gene: Pmm2
Product: phosphomannomutase
Exons: 5
Coding region: 344-1132 (262 amino acids)
Biological process (GO): protein N-linked glycosylation; mannose metabolic process; GDP-mannose biosynthetic process
Cellular component (GO): cytosol
Molecular function (GO): phosphomannomutase activity
Source: RefSeq, a predicted model, not a curated record